Ilex paraguariensis (yerba mate) is the source of this 1376-nucleotide messenger RNA. NCBI's taxonomy places the organism in Eukaryota, Viridiplantae, Streptophyta, Magnoliopsida, Aquifoliales, Aquifoliaceae. The record is from the annotation of a GenBank genome assembly.
UUUAUCAGGAAAAUAGGUCCAUCAGCAUUGAUUACUGAUGUGGUAUUUGUUGUGUUGUUGAACAUAUAAUAGCAAGUGCAUCAUAAUCUCGCAAAGCUUCUUGAAAUUACAGUGUCAACAUUUAAUGUUCUAAAGUUAUGGGUCCUCCCUUUUGGUUCCAAUAUUGAGAUGGGAACGAGAAUUUGUCUGAGAUUGUGAAUCAUGUCCUAAUCGUGGGAUACAAACACUCUAUACAGAUAUGGGAGUUACAACAAAGGAAUUGCCCUCUGCCUUGUGUUUAGAGGAGUCUCUCUGUGGAUGGUUGUUUUCUAAUAUCUGUAAUUGGCUGUUGACUUCUGUUAUUUCAUUGCCUUCUCAGAUAUCAGUUAGCCUUUCAAGCAGCUUACAGACUGAGGCAGAUACUGAAAAAUAUAGGGAUUUGCGAGCUCUUCUACAACUCCUUGCAAAUCUCUGUUCAAAGGAUCUGGUUGACUUCUCAUCAGAUUCCCUUGAGACCCAUGGCACAAAUAUUUCUCAGGUGGUGCACAUGGGUCUUCACAUGGUUAACCCUCUUAUAACUUUGGAGAUGCUGAAAUACCCUAAGCUUUGUCAUGAUUACUUCUCACUGCUAUCUUAUUUGCUGGAGGUCUAUCCUGAAAUGGUGUCACAACUAAGUAGUGAAUCCUUUGCUCAUGUUAUUGGAACUCUUGAUUAUGGUCUUCAUCAUCAGGACAUAGAAGUUGUUGACAUGUGUCUGAGAUCUCUGAAAGCACUUGCUUCCUACCACUACAAGGAAACGGGUGCAGGUAAAGCGGGGUUAGGUUCACAUGCUACAGUUUAUAAGGACCGUGAUGGAAACUGUCAAGAAGGCAUUCUGAACCAAUUCCUUCGUUCGUUGAUGAAAUUUCUCCUCUUUGAGGAUUACAGCACUGAUCUAGUCAGCACUGCAGCAGAAGCUCUCCUACCAUUGAUCCUUUGUGAACAGGGUCUUUACCAGAGAUUGUGCAAUGAGUUAAUAGAAAGGCAGUCAAAUCCAACAUUCAGAUUAAGGUUGACAAAUGCAUUGCAAUCUCUCACAAACUCAAACCACCUUUCUUCGACGCUUGAUCGCACAAAUUACCAGAAGUUCAGAAAGAAUCUACACAAUUUUCUUAUUGAAGUUCGUGGAUUUUUGAGGACAAUAUGAUAAGUGUUAAAAAUUUUGGGAUAUUUUCUUUUGUUUCUCCCAUUUUGUGGUGUUCUGUCUGUAUGUUUUCAACAAGAAAUCUAUUUGAAAUCACAAGAAUGCUUAAGUUUGUGAAGGCAUUCAUGUAAGUUAUAUUGUGUGGAUAUUAGAAUUACUAUAUAAAUUUUUGUGAUUCUGAAUUUUCUUGAGACCACACAUGGAAACCUGACUA